Messenger RNA from Acaromyces ingoldii, 1220 nucleotides. RefSeq names its product mitochondrial tricarboxylate transporter. The transcript is spliced from 4 exons. The record is from RefSeq and is a predicted model, not a curated record. NCBI's taxonomy places the organism in Eukaryota, Fungi, Basidiomycota, Exobasidiomycetes, Exobasidiales, Cryptobasidiaceae. The coding region runs from base 202 to 1125 and encodes 307 amino acids. Gene Ontology annotation, biological process: mitochondrial citrate transmembrane transport.
ACCAGCCGGGGCUAAACACGUGUCGCGACUCGUCCCGUCGGGACCGGGAAAAAGUCCAAAAAGUGAAAGCCGACCGACCAAUCUUCCUUCUCUGACGGAGCAUCAUCGUCCGACAGGGGCGGGGAACUUUUCUCGUCGUCGUAGCACAUAAAAGGGCAGCGAGAGUGACUAGUGUUGCAGAGAGACCAUACGAGCUAGAACAUGGCGUCAAAAAAGAGGCAAGAGAAGCCGCUGAACUCGCUCUUUGCGGGUGCCGUGGCUGGCGCUGUCGAAGGCUUUGCGACAUACCCCACCGAGUUCGUCAAGACACAAGCGCAAUUUGCAGUGGCAUCUGGCUCCGGGCCGCCGGGACCAAUUACCAUCAUCAAAGAUACCCUGGCCCGUCAUGGUGUUCGAGGCCUCUAUGCCGGCUGCAGCGCCCUCGUUGCAGGCAAUGCCGUCAAGGCCGGCGUUCGUUUCCUCUCCUAUGACAGCAUCAAGCUGGCGGUUGCAGACAAAAACACGGGCCAACUUUCACUUCCUCGCUCCAUCGCUGCAGGGUUUCUGGCAGGCCUGUGUGAAGGUGCUUUCGCCGUGACGCCCUCGGAGGCCAUCAAGACACGGCUCAUCGAGGAUGGCAAGCGGCCCAGGGAUCAAAGACAGUACAAGGGACUCAUCAGUGGAUCGGCGGCCAUCAUUCGAAAUGAAGGUCUUGCGGGCAUCUACAAGGGUCUGGGUCCCACGAUGAUGCGUCAAGGCGCAAACUCUGCCGUCCGUCUCACCACCUACUCGUCUCUUCGAACCCUGGCAACAAAGGACGGGCGGAAACCCGGCGGCGUAGAAACAUUUGGCAUGGGCGCCGUGGCCGGUAUCGUGACAGUGUACGCGACGAUGCCGUUUGACGUCGUCAAGACGCGCAUGCAGUCCGAGAGCGCGAGCCAGUACAAGGGCGCCUUCGACUGCGUGGCCACAAUGCUGAGGCAGGAGGGCGUCCGGCGCUUCUGGAAGGGCACCACGCCCAGACUGACGCGGCUCAUCCUCAGCGGUGGAAUCGUCUUUACAGUCUACGAGGCCAUUCUCGACAGCAUGGCAGUCAUCGAAGGCAAGGCAAAGGAGGUGGCGCCGGCCGUGGUCAAGAGUAGCUAGCUGAUGUUGCCAAAGUGGCGGACGUGGUGCAAUGGCAAUUAAUAUGAAAAAGAGAAGGCAAGAGUCCUACAUGGCUACACGGUAGAGAUUGUCUU